Messenger RNA from Mugil cephalus (flathead mullet), 2825 nucleotides. RefSeq names its product low affinity immunoglobulin gamma Fc region receptor II-like. Gene Ontology annotation, biological process: cell surface receptor signaling pathway. The record is from RefSeq and is a predicted model, not a curated record. NCBI's taxonomy places the organism in Eukaryota, Metazoa, Chordata, Actinopteri, Mugiliformes, Mugilidae. Gene Ontology annotation, molecular function: transmembrane signaling receptor activity. The transcript is spliced from 4 exons. The coding region runs from base 1496 to 2125 and encodes 209 amino acids.
UUCAAAUUAGAAAAUAAAUGACAGUCACUGGGUGCUAAAUGCAAAUGUGAGGUUCUCUUGUACAAACUGGGACUGUUUCGUGACUGCAGAGUUCAUUUAAACUGUCGGAGAUUAUGGAUGAUGUAGUCAGACAGCAGGUAAUCACAUCUCUGCAGUCAGAUCCAGCUUACACAACAACCAACUGAAUCUCAGCAACAACAUCCUCUGUCUUUUGUGCCUGUCUGACAGAAAUUAAAUCCUGGUUUUCUUGCAACUUCUUACAAAUGGACAGCAAUAACUAAACAUCGAUAACUGUACUCAUCACACCCACUGGUUUAUAAAUCAAUCAAUCUGGUGCUGGAGAAAAUGUAUAAUUUAGGUCAUCUAAGCAGGUGUAGAUGAUUUAUUUAUUUCUGUUAGUGCAGAGAAACAUUAAAAUUGGAAAAUGUCCUGAGCUCAUAGGGGCUGUAGCACCACAUAUGAACACAAGGAUCACAGACUGUGUACUCAUGUCUGAACGCCUGUGUUCAGGCACCUGUUGGUGUUUUGCUGCUUACUGUCACUUCUAUUGAUCACCUGAUACCACCUGAUACCACCAUAUCAAGCUGUGGGCUCCGGGUUUGGAGUGCCUGCCUUUGACUUCCUGUCUUGUGCCUCCUUGUCCCUUGAUUGUUCAUUGGUUUCACCUAUGUUGAUUGUCCUCAUGCGUCUCACUUGUGUCUUGUCAUCCCUCAGCCCUCAUGUGUAUAUAUAGCCCUGCCCUUCCCUUUGUUCCUUGUUGUGUUGUUAAUGUCAUCGUGCCAAUCUCCAUGAUUCCGCGUCUUGUUUCAUGUCAAGAUGCCAUGUUGACAAUUUCUUUUGGCUUUUACCUGCCUUGCUUGCAGCGCCUUUUGUUCAUUAUUAAAUAUUUUUGUUCGCCUCAUCUAUAGUCCCCCAUCUGCCCACGGCAGGCUUCGCCACUCCAUACCAUGCUUCACACUGGCACUACGGAAGUCUUCUGUCCACCGGGCUUCAUCCACCCAGUCCUCACCAAUGAAGUCCCCCUCAUUGUCCACUCACCCAGCUGCUGCCACUUCUGUCCCGUGGCCUACUGCCACCUCUGGCUGACGGCGGCCCAGAUGUCGCUGCUGGACGCGCAUGGUUGAGUCUUUUAAAUCCAGGCUCAAAACUUACUUUUUUACCUUAGCCUUUAAGUGUUCUUAUUUUUUGCUUUAUUGCUGGUUUGGUUGUUGGUUGCUGUUUUGUUCUUGUUUUGUUAGUUUUUUUUUUUUUUUUUUUUUCACUUACUGUGCUGUGUAAAUAAAUUGAUAGUCUCCAUGCGAAAAAAUGUAUCUGUAACAAGCUAAUACAGUUCUAAUAUACUAAAAGAUCUUUUCUCUUAGUGUUUUAUUCUAGGGUGAUUGUGUGGUUUCAUCUGUAGUGCUUUUAUUGUCUGUUCUAAUUUCAAGUGAACCGGAAAGAAGAGGUUUUUAGUGUCAGUCAAAGUGCUGCUGGUCUCAUUUCAGUCAGCUGCAGAAUGGAGGGAACAUCUGUCCAGAGGCUGCUGGUUCUGGGCUCUCUGUUGUGCUGCACAACAAACCAAGCUCGUCUGACUGUGAGUCCCAGCAGCUCUCAGGUCUUUAGAGGAGACAUUGUGUCUCUGAGCUGUGAGGAGGACGACAGCUCUGCUGGAUUGACUCUGAGGAGAAACGCCACCACAGGACAGAGGACUCAGUGUGGAGCUGGGUGGGGAAAACCAGCUGGUUCUUCCUGUGACAUCAGCUACAUCCUCCCAUGGGACAGUGGAGUUUACUGGUGUGAGUCCAGAGAGGGAGCAACCAGUAACAGCAUCAACCUCACUGUCUCUGGUGGACCAGUGAUCCUGCAGAGUCCUGUCCUCCCUUUGAUGGAGGAAGAUGACGUCACUCUGCUCUGUAAAACAAAGACCACUCCCUCCAACCUCUCAGCUACUUUCUAUAAAGAUGGCUCCUUGAUCAGGACUGAGUCUACAGGUAACAUGACCAUCCACCAUGUUACCAGGUCUGAUGAAGGCCUCUACAAGUGUUACAUCAUCAGUCAUGGAGAGUCUCCAUCCAGCUGGAUCACUGUCACAGGUGAGGAGCUUCACUUUGAUUUCAACUCUUAUUUCAUUCACAUAUUCAUCUGACCAGGUGAGAUUCUCUCUACAGAGAAACCUACAACCACAGCUCCACCCGCCACUACUGAGGCCACGCCCCCUCCACCAUUAUGCUCAGCCAACCUUGUCCACAAAGUGGCCUACCACCUGGUGGUGUUCUGUCCAUACUUCAUCUCCACUCUCCUCAUGGUGUCUUUAUGUCGACACAGACCAACAGGUAACAUUCACUCACCAAUCAAUCAGUCAAUGACAGGUUACUCAACCCUUCACUUCAGUGAAAGAACUCCAAGUCUCCAUGUUGAUGACCCCGCCCACCCAGGAUGUGCAUAGACGGGAUGAUGACAAUGAUGGCGUCAGUGCUGUCACCACAGAGCAUCACUUCUGACAUUAACCACAGCUCUUCUCCACUCAGUCCAUUCUGAUGCAAGUUGUGCAGUGGAUGGGUAGCUUUAUUGUAUUUGUCCAGCCCCAGGUACAGUUCCAUCUUGUACUUCUGUGUAUGGAAUUUUUACUUAACCAUCGUCUCUUUUUGCAGCACCUCUUCUCUCGGUUCUCAAGCAUCCAGGACCAGGUGGAAGCUCAGCUCCUUGAAAUAUUGUGUGGCAGAGAGGAACAUAAAUUUCUUUAAGAUUUACAAAAUCCUGUUUGUUUAUUGAUACUUCCUGUUUUAUUUUGUUAGUUACCUUGUUUGUGUUCUUGUUUCCUUGUUUUUGUUUUUUUUUUCUGUGAA